Messenger RNA from Rosa rugosa (rugosa rose), 1394 nucleotides. Its product is annotated as ubiquitin carboxyl-terminal hydrolase 2. The record is from RefSeq and is a predicted model, not a curated record. Gene Ontology annotation, molecular function: cysteine-type deubiquitinase activity. Gene Ontology annotation, biological process: ubiquitin-dependent protein catabolic process; protein deubiquitination. The transcript is spliced from 6 exons. Gene Ontology annotation, cellular component: cytoplasm. Lineage: Eukaryota; Viridiplantae; Streptophyta; Magnoliopsida; Rosales; Rosaceae. The coding region runs from base 240 to 1244 and encodes 334 amino acids.
UAUUUGAGACAUGGCUUUAGUUAUCUUCUUUAGGGAAAAGACAAUCGGCCUAGCCCAAUAGAAGCUAAUAGAGUCGGCAGCGGCCCAAAAAAGUGAAGGAGGCUAAGAAGAAGAAGGAAAACCCGAGAAAAGAGAUUAGUACUGGUUCAAAAUCUGAGAAAGAAGAGACUGAAGAAAGAGAGAGACGCGGAGCGGUGGAGCGACGUCGUUUUGGUAUUCAGGCUGAGUGUUUUUUGAUCAUGUCUUGGUGCACGAUUGAGUCCGACCCAGGGGUCUUUACCGAGCUUAUUCAGCAGAUGCAAGUAAAAGGUGUGCAGGUUGAGGAGUUGUAUUCAUUGGACAUUGAUUCUCUGAACAGUCUGAGACCAGUGUAUGGUUUGAUUUUCCUGUUCAAAUGGCGUCCUGGGGAGAAGGAUGACCGCCUUGUGAUUAAAGAUCCAAAUCCUAACUUGUUUUUUGCGAGCCAGGUUAUUAACAAUGCCUGUGCAACCCAAGCAAUCUUGUCUAUCCUCCUCAACUGUCCGGAUGUUGACAUUGGUCCUGAACUGUCGAAACUGAAAGAAUUUACAAAGAACUUUCCACCUGAACUGAAAGGAUUGGCCAUAAACAAUAGUGAAGCCAUUCGUGCAGCCCACAAUAGUUUUGCAAGGCCUGAGCCUUUUGUUCCUGAGGAGCAAAAGGCUGCUGGAAAAGAUGAUGACGUCUAUCAUUUUAUAAGCUACUUGCCUGUUGAUGGGGUCCUGUAUGAGCUUGACGGACUGAAGGAGGGACCCAUUAGCCUUGGACAGUGCCCUGGUGGGCAAGGUGACAUGGAAUGGCUGCAGAUGGUGCAGCCUGUAAUCCAGGAACGCAUUGAAAGGUACUCCAAAAGUGAGAUAAGAUUCAAUCUCCUGGCCAUUAUUAAGAACAGGAAAGAGAUGUAUACUGUUGAACUUAAGGAGCUCCAAAAGAAGAGGGAGCGCAUUUUGCAGCAGCUGUCUAUCUUACAGUCGGAGAGACCGGAUGAUGGCAGCAAAUUUCAAGCGCUGAACAAAGCCCUUUCAGAAGUGAAUGCUGGGAUUGAGGGUGCUACCGAGAAGAUCUUGGUGGAGGAAGAAAAGUUUAAGAAGUGGAGAACAGAAAACAUCCGCAGGAAACACAACUACAUACCCUUUUUGUUCAACUUCCUCAAGAUUCUGGCCGAGAAGAAGCAGCUGAAGCCUCUGAUUGAGAAGGCGAAGCAGAAGGCAGGCAACCCUAGAUGAAUGUGAAUGCUGCUUUGGUUAACUGUACUAUGUAUUAUUGGCUCUGUGGAUUGUUUUUCUUGAUGUGUUGCUAGAAAUUUUUGGUGAACCUAUACUGUAGGUUAUCAAACUUGAUUUUAUUUCGGUGAAACAUUCCCUUGUGGUUGGUUA